CGAGCGAAAGCCAAGGCUCGCCGGGGAGAAAGCGCGGAUAUGCUCCUCAGGCGCCUCUAAACUGACUCGCAGCUGCUUCACCCGCCAGACAGUUGCUCAGCAGAACCUUUCAACAUGAACAGUACUGACAAUGGGAUUGGUGGCAUUUGUGCAAUAUGUGGGGACCGAGCAACUGGCAAGCAUUAUGGUGCCUCUAGUUGUGAUGGAUGCAAAGGUUUCUUCCGACGCAGCAUACGAAAGAGCCAUGUUUACAGCUGCAGAUUUAGCCGGCAAUGUAUUGUUGAUAAGGACAAGAGAAAUCAGUGCAGAUACUGUCGCUUAAAAAAGUGCUUUCGUGCUGGAAUGAAGAAGGAAGCUGUUCAAAAUGAACGGGAUCGAAUAAGUACCAGACGAAGCACCUCUGAUGGCAGUGCUCCUCCUUCUAUUAACACACUGUCCCAGGCUGAAGUGCUUUCUCGUCAGAUUCCUCUUUCAAGUUUAAAUGUUGGCACUACUGACAUCAGUGUUAAGAAAAUUGCGGGUAUUAGUGAUAUUUGUGAAUCUAUGAAGCAACAGCUCUUGGUUCUUGUAGAAUGGGCAAAAUAUAUUCCAGCUUUCUGUGAACUACGGCUGGAUGACCAGGUUGCCCUGUUAAGAGCACAUGCUGGAGAACAUCUUUUACUUGGAGCAGCAAAAAGGUCUAUGGUUUACAAAGACAUCAUUCUUUUAGGUAAUGAUUUUGUCAUCCAUCGCAACAGUUCUGAAACUGAGAUUAGCAGAGUAGCAAACCGGAUCCUGGAUGAACUCAUUAAACCAUUUCAGGAAAUUCAGAUUGAUGAUAAUGAAUAUGCGUGCCUAAAGGCAAUUGUAUUUUUUGAUCCAGAUGCAAAGGGACUGAGUAACCCAAUGAAGAUCAGGAACAUGAGAUUUCAAGUUCAAAUGAGUUUGGAGGAUUAUAUCAAUGAUCACCAAUAUGACUCCAGAGGUCGCUUUGGAGAACUCCUGUUGCUUCUGCCUACAGUCCAGAGUAUCACCUGGCAAAUGAUUGAGCAAAUACAAUUUGUAAAACUGUUUGGUAUGAUUAAAAUUGACAGUUUACUUCAGGAAAUGUUGCUUGGAGGUACAUUUAAUGAUGCUACUAAUCUCCAGUCAAUUCAUCCUCAUCUAGCCCAGGAUCCAGUUACUGGGCAAACUCUGCUUAUAAGUUCAGUAACAGCUUCUGCUCAUACAGAACAGAUAGCAACUCCUGAAACUCCACUACCUUCACCUCCACAAGGUUCUGGCCAGGAAUACAAGAUAUCUCCAAACCAAGUUACAGUUAUUUCGCAGCACUCGCUUCCAAAACAAAAAACAUUGUGAUAUUGAUCAAUGGUUCUUUUAUAUUACAAGCACUGCAUUAACAAUCUUGACAUUGAAAAACUCAGGGUAGAGAACUUUGAUCCAGAUAGAAUAAAAAGAGCUUUGCUUUUGUUUGUUUGGUUUUUUUUAUAAUUUUUGCUUAAUGCUUGAAUUGAGAUAUUUGUGGAUGUUAAUAUUUGAAAGCUGUGCCUUCUUUGCAAUGCCUUUGAAUAAUCACUGAAGAGCAUUAAUAUGUUGUCCCUUUGUAUUGUGUCAUCUUAACUAUUAAAUAUGUGUAGCAGAAUGCAAAUCUGAUUUCAAUAAAAUUACUAGAUAAAAUAUAGAGAUAAUGAAAAAGCAAAGCAAGCAGUUUUAACAAUUAAUCUAAACAGUUAUUUCAUUUUCUUGAAUGCAGAAUAGAGGUCGACUGCCAAAAUGUUUCUACAAGGAUUGGCAUGAUGACUCUAUGUAUCAUUAAUGAACCCCUUGAACAUAAUAAUUCAGGGGUGAGGUGCUACUACAGAAAAGGUUGUGACUGCUGGUACUUGUUAACCAAUGGAUCCACGGAGCACUCAUUCCUAAUUAGCGGAUGGGUGGAAACUAAUUAAGGAGAGAAGCAACUUAGAACUAAGGAGAAAUUUCCUGACAGAACAAAUAAUCAGUGGAAUAACUUGCCUCCAGAAGUUAUAAAUGCUCCAACACUGGAAGUUUUAAAGAAGAGAUUGAGUAACCAUUUGUCUGAAAUGAUGUAGGGUUUCCUGCCUAAGCUGGGGGUUGGACUAGAAGACAUCCAAUGUCCCUUCCAACUCUGUUAUUCUGUUCUAUGCUAAUCUAAGUACAUGUGCAGAGGCUUUUAGCUGUUGGGAAACAAACCUUUAUAACUGUUUGCCUUGUGUUUUUCUGGGAAGCUUAAAGCUUAAAUAUUGAAUUUCCCUGGUAGUCUUAUUCUACAAGCUAACUUGAACUCAUCAAAUUUGAUUUCCAAGCCCAGCCAACACCUAUCAGGGAUUGAUUGUUUUAAAUGCCUUCUGAUCCCAAUGGCUAAUAUACGUCUUCCUCAAUUUUAGGUCCUCUACCAGAGGCUUGAAAGUAUGAGGGUUCUGCACAAUAUCUUAGCUGUUUCUAACACUGCACUCUUCUGCAUAGAGAACUCUGUUGUUGUUCCUUGGAUCUGUUGGAACCAUUGUCCCAUCUUAAAAAUCAUAGCCCUGAGUGCUCCUACCACCAUCAGGACUACUUUGGAUUUUACUUUUCACAUCCUCUCACUCCUUUGGGUCCUGGCACUUCUCCAUCUUCUCAUACUCCUUCUUGAUGCUAGUGUCACUUGGCACUGUUACAUCCAUCACCACUGCUGUUUUCCGGUCCUUGUUUACUACCACAAUGUCUAGCUGACUGGCGGGUACCUACCCAUCUGUCUGGAUCUGGAAAUACCAUAGGGUCUUAGCUUUCUUACUGUCCACAAUCUUCUGUGGAAUCUCCCAUCUGGACUUAGGAAAGUCUAGUCCAUACACUACGCAGAAGCUCCAGUACAUAAUGUCACCUACGUGGUUGUGCUGCUCAGUAUAUGCUUUUCCUGCCUGCCACUUAUACCCUGCCAAUAUGUGUUGAACUGUUUCUGGGUUCUCUCUGUACAGUCUGCACCUUGAGUCCUAUCUAAUGUGGUAGACAUGGCUUGUAGGGAUCUGGUGCUUAGUGAUUGCUCUCAUGCUUCUAAGAUCACCGCCUCAGUGCUGUACUUUAGUUCAGCCCUUUCCAGCCACUGGUAGGAUUUUCUGGUGACUGCCACCUCAGAUACUUGUUGAUGGUACAUCCCAUGCAGAGUCUUGAUUUGCCAUGGGGCUUCCUCUACUUGAUCUUUCUUCCAUGUCUGCUGCUACCCCAGGCAUUCUUUUAGCAGCUCAUCUUUGGGUGCUAUCUUACUGAUGUACUCAUGGAUGUUCCGGGUUUUAUCCAGGACAGUGGCUUUGAUUGUUUUUUACACGCACACACACACGCACAUGCACACACACACACUUUUACAUGAUGUGAGAUCCUGGUCAAUGACCACUAUAAAGACAUCUGAAAUUCAGUGAUUUUUUUAGGAUGCCAAAACGUUUUUCACAAUUCAGAAAUGAAAAACUUGUUCUUUUAGAACUCUUUUGUAUUAUUACCUAUUUUACACAAACCUUUUAAAAAAGAGUAUAUUGUAAUUUAUUGAAAAAUGAUUUAUUUUCUAAAUGUAGAAUUAUUUUUGUAUGCCUAAUUGUAUAAAAUCACCAUGACUAGCUUUGUUUCAAAUAGUAUUGUGUUAAGUUGUUUGAACGAUGAUGUAAUGUAUGAAUAUAGGCUUGAGUAGCCAUGAAAUGGUUACCGCAAAUGUUUUUAGACUGACUGUUUUUCAUCAAUGCUCAAUAAACAUAUAUUGAAAACAUAUGAAUGUGAAA
This is a messenger RNA of Pantherophis guttatus, 3740 nucleotides long. RefSeq names its product hepatocyte nuclear factor 4 gamma (gene HNF4G). Gene Ontology annotation, biological process: regulation of DNA-templated transcription. The record is from RefSeq and is a predicted model, not a curated record. NCBI's taxonomy places the organism in Eukaryota, Metazoa, Chordata, Lepidosauria, Squamata, Colubridae. Gene Ontology annotation, molecular function: DNA-binding transcription factor activity; RNA polymerase II cis-regulatory region sequence-specific DNA binding; zinc ion binding.